This is a messenger RNA of Diaporthe batatas, 1950 nucleotides long. RefSeq lists its product as uncharacterized. Bases 1 to 1950 code for a protein of 649 amino acids. NCBI's taxonomy places the organism in Eukaryota, Fungi, Ascomycota, Sordariomycetes, Diaporthales, Diaporthaceae. The record is from RefSeq and is a predicted model, not a curated record. The transcript is spliced from 4 exons.
AUGGCAGACAAAUCUUCAAAGCCUACAAUACUACUCGUCCAAGGUUCUUUUCAGAUCCCAGAGGCCCUGUCGGACCAUGACUCUCCCGGAUUCGCAGAGCGAAGCCUCACUGAUGAUUCGCGCACCAUUGAAGCCGAGGUGAAGCGUCUCACCGUGGACGAGGGAAAGACCGUCAUGGUCGUUAUGCACUCCUACGGCGGGCUCGUGGGGAGCGACGCCAUUCCCGAGGAUCUGAGCCUACAGAGCCGCCGCCAGAACGGCCUGGCAGGCGGCGUGUCCCGGCUCUUCUACUUUGCAGGCUUCAUCCUUGAGCCAGGCAAGUCGGUCCUGGACACCUUCGGCGAGUCACCCAACAACGACGUCAAGCCCAACGGGCGUUAUACUAUGAAGAACACGGCGAGCCUCAUUUAUCAAGACCUGCCGCCAGAAGAGGCCAGCUACUGGGCCUCCAAGACCAUCGACCAGAGCUACGCCGUGCAGACGACACCUAUCACCCGGGCGGCUUACAAGUACAUUCCCUCAACCUAUGUCAUGACCGAGGACGACCACGCUGUUCCCCUGCAGUACCAGGAAAUGUUCGCGGCUGCCACGGGCGCCGAGGUCAAGACGAUCUCGUCGGGACAUUCGCCUCAGCUUAGCAAGCCCGAGGAACUGGCAGACUUGAUUGAGGCUUCGGCGGAGAUGGGCCACUCGCCCAUCAUCAUGUUCGGGUUUGGCGAUCGUGACGCUCGCGGCGCAGGCGGUCCCGGGUCAGGCAGACUGUCAAACAUGGGGAGCAUGCCAGACUCGUCGUCUCGGCCGAAUCCUCUGCCUCCUAGUUUGGGCUUCAGAGACAACACGGCGCCAAGCAGACCGCCAAAGAUGGGGGACUUGCCAGACCCGUGGUCUCGACCGAAUCCUCUGCCUACUAGUUUGGGAUUCAGAGACAACACGGCGCCAAGCAGACCGCCAAAGAUGGGUGACUUGCCAGACCCGUGGUCUCGGCCGAAUCCUCUGCCUCCUAGUCUGGGCUUCAACGCAACAAUACAGGAAUUCAUGUCCAGGGGGCCAGGGGGCACCGGACUGGGGCGGCCUCCUCCGCCUCCGCCGCCUGCGUUGCCUGUCAUCAACAUCGAUCCGCCCUCUGAUCCGCCCUCUGAUCCUCCUGCUCGCCCAAAGAAAUCCCCAGCAAAGUCUCUUUUUGCAAGUAAAGGCGAUAGGGACUUGCAAAAGAGCGGCAUUUUCAGCAAGACAUAUGUUCCGGGAUUAGAAAUACAACGGAUACUUGAAAACGACACAAACCUCCAAGACACCCCUAGCAGGACAGACAGAAGCGUCAGUAACAUUGAGCGGCUGCAACAACAGUUCAAAGAUGCUGCAGAUGAUAUAGUAUUUCUGGAGCAGCUGCGGUCGCGGGUGACGGCCGCCAGUGGGGACAAAACUCAGCAGCAGCGCAAAGAAGAGCUGCACAGGUCGGUGCUGCCGUGGAUCCAGUCCGGGCUCGAAUACCGAGGACCCAUGCGGCCAGGUCUGUUCCUUGACGACGGCACCCGGAACCCGGCAAGACCGCCCAAAGGUUCUACGCGCAGGGCGCCACCUCCACCACCUCGCACCGAGACCACUGGGAACGAUGACGGCAGAGCGAGCAAGGUCAAAGCCACAAGUAAUGAUCCAAACUCAUCCACAGGAGGGGACAGAUCCACCCCAUCAAAAGACCCCAAGUCACCCAAAAGACUCGACACGAGUCCUCUCAGGAACUCGAUCACAGCAGAUGACUUUGAUGAACCUCCUGCGCCAAUUCCUCCGGGAACGGGCGGGGCUUCGUGGCAAGCCCGGAAUGAUCUUUUCCAAGAGGGGGUUAUGAAUGCGGCUGGCAUCACACCUGGCGUCGUCUCGCCCGAUGAAAUGGUGGAUCCGCUUCCCACGCUGCCGAGCUCGAUUGAUUAUAACAUUGAAAAUUGGGAGACGUAG